This is a messenger RNA of Lepisosteus oculatus (spotted gar), 1472 nucleotides long. RefSeq lists its product as uncharacterized. The record is from RefSeq and is a predicted model, not a curated record. Lineage: Eukaryota; Metazoa; Chordata; Actinopteri; Semionotiformes; Lepisosteidae.
AUGGAUCAGCUUUAUUCAUGUCUCCGGAAGGAAAUUGCCUCCUUUGAGACACAUGUUCAGGUCUGCAAAGAAGCUUUUGAUCUGGACACCUUAAAGCAUGUUCUGAGUGUGCUUACUGAGAGUUACCAGGGAGAGAUUGAGAGCCUGGAUGUGCUCUGGCAUCUUGCUGGAAUACCAGCUAUCACAAAUCAAGUAGGUGUGAACAUCACAGUUAAUAAUGGAGGUAUUGACCUUCAAGGUUAUAUCUCAUGGCUCUGCUCCUUCAUAGAGCAUCUAAGGUCAAUGAAAGAAACCUUUGAUGACAAAGUGGUUAUCCCUCUUUGUGAAAGUCUUUAUGUUAAUGAUGAAGGAGGAAUCUCAGAAUGCUUCUCAGAUAUGUUCUCACCCUUAACUUCUCUUCAGGAGUCCUGGACAAAACCAAAAGUGCAACCAAAGGAAUCCAUUGCUAAGGUGGCUAACGAACUUUUUAUCCUGCGACGGAGGUGGGCUUUGCUGCUCACUCCUGGCCCCAUUAAAGCAGAGAACUUUAAUCCACAGAGUGCACCUAAGGAGGCCGGGGGGGUACUGCAUUUUGGAAAAAUCCUUUGGUUGGUACCAGAUAUUGUCUAUAAAAGCCUUCUGGCAGCUAACCUAGCAUCUCAAUGGGUUGACCUUUACCAGAUGAAAUAUAGUGACCAGAAGUGGCCAAAACACUCAUUUAGCCAAGCAAAAGUGGAGACCUCCAAUAGCCCAAACCUAGAGAAGACAGAACACUUAAGAAAGCCUUCAAGCUUCUUAAAAAUAGAAAGUGGGAACGGUCAAGGAGAACGAAUGACUGACAUAAAAGCAAAGCUAAGAAAUGCCAGAAUGGAGCUCAUGGCACUCAGGUGGCGUGAAGAGAGAGCAAAAAUUCUGGAACAGCAAAUUACACAGGUCUUGCAGAAGGUUAAAAACAUUCGUAUUCAACUCAAAGACAAGAAAAAUGAAAUGGACCAUCUGAAGCAACUUACAGAAUGGGAAGCAAGAGAUGAGCAAAAAGCAGAGAUGCUUAACCAAAAGUACAAAGAGUGCCUUAAUCAAAUCCGAAGUCUGGAGCAACAUCUAAAGCUGGAGGAGUACCAUGAAAAUAUAUUGCAAGGAGAUAUGAUGCUUGAGUUAGAAAUCCGUCCUUCUCUAAUCCGACAAAUUGAAAUGAUUCAAGAUCGGUGCAAGGAGCUUGAGGAAAAAUUGAAAUUUACUGAAUAUGUAAAGAACAGCCCAGAGGCUCUGCAAGAACUCGGCAAACUGACUCCAGAUACACAUUCUAUUAUUUCCAACUGUACUAGCUUGUUCUCUUUGAAAUAAUCCUUUCACAUGUUCAAUGCCAGCCAGAAACACCUCCAGGUGGCAGUCAGAGACAAUACAUAGUGUCAUUGUAUCAAAAAUAUUGGUAGCAAAUGCUUUAUGGUAUACAUAAAUUAAGUAUAAAUAUGUGAUAAAAUAUGGAAAAACAU